GUUUAGUAAUGUCAUUGAUAGAUGUAUGAAUAUAAUGAUUGGAUUAAUGUGGUUAAAUUUCUUUGGUUUAGUUUUGGGGGUCGUCACUCAUUUGCCAGCAGUGAAAGAUCCAAGUUUCGACGUCCCAAUCACCAACGUGACGGCCGUUGUUGGGGACACAGUAACACUGCCAUGUUCCAUCAAAGACCUAGAUAACUACAACGUGACGUGGAUAGACCAUAAAAAUAUGAUACUUACCCUAGAUAUGAGACGAAUAAUACGAGACGAGAGAAUCACAAUAGAGAGACCCUUCAUCAGCGACUGGAACCUUUUUAUUCGAGUGGAGCUCUCUGAUGCAGGAACAUAUAUGUGUCAGGUCAACACUGUCCCGGUCAAAAGCAAAUAUAUCGUGCUUUCUGUACACGAACCACCUGCUAUCAUUCCUGGAAUGUCCAGCCCACAACAAGUCAUCGCUAAAGAAGGGAAAACAGUUCAGCUCGUCUGUAAUGUGACAGGGGUUCCCGCGCCUACAGUGACGUGGUACAGGAAGUCCAAUCCCAACAGAAAGCACAUCAACAUGGAAGUGAUUGGGUAUAACGGGACGGUUCUUCAAAUACGGAACAUCAGCCGUUCUUAUGAUGACGUUUACGGAUGUGUCGCUAAUAAUGGAGUGGAACCGCCCGCUAGCCGAGAAAUUACUGUAUCAGUACAGUUUCCUCCAGAGGUACACGUACAAAACAGGAAAAUACAACAAAAACGCGGUAAAGAAACAAUACUGGACUGCCGAGUGACAGCGAAUCCUCAACAAAACAGUGCAUGGACGAAAAACGGCAUCACGAUUGAAAAUGAUGAAAAGUUUGAAAUUGAUCUAUAUCGAAACUACAGAAACACUUUGACUUUGAGUUUAAAGAUAUCCGACAUCCAAAAUUCUGACUACGGAGCUUAUCGCUGUGAGGCACAAAACGAACUUGGUCGUGAUUUUCAAGAUACAUAUCUUCUCGGUGUAAAUGGUCAACCUGAAUGUUUUUCAUCUGUACAUGCUAUUUCUAUGAUUGGAAUAUUUACAACUGUCUGUGUGCUGCUAAGGUGAUUGUAGCUUCCUGAAUUGGGAGAAAUGGUGCAAAGUUAUUGAACUGCAGAUUCCAUUAAAUGGUGGAUUUCACCGCUCAGAAUGACUCGGCUUUAGCUCAAAGAAAACUAAUCUAUUAAUUCGGAAAAUGAGAUCUAGAAACCCGUUAGAUGAUUUUUAGAUGUUUCAUUUUUUUUUCCAAAUAAUAAACAGCCAUAUUAGGAAUUACUCGCACCUGUUCACGGACAAUGGAUGUCACGUGAUAUUGAGAGUUCGAUCCUCUCUGCCCAUGGACGUUGGAAUAUACUUAACACCAUAAUAGAUCAUGGAAUCAUUGAAUGAUUCAAUAAUUUUAUUACUUUGUCAACUUGAAGAAACUUUCUGUAUUGUAUGUCCUUUGCCUUAUUGACAUAUGCACCAUAAAGAAAGCAAAUGUUUUCUUAUCAUAUGGGAUAGAUGACCCAAUUCACCACUGUUUUAUUUCUAAUUAACUUACAGUUUGGCAUUCAUACACUGUAAUCUUCAUACUAAUGUCAUAUAUAAAUCUGAUUUGUUGGGCCAAAAUACGAAUAAACCUAAAAAGCUUUAA
Molecule: messenger RNA, 1637 nt
Organism: Ostrea edulis (European flat oyster)
Lineage: Eukaryota; Metazoa; Mollusca; Bivalvia; Ostreida; Ostreidae
Product: protein amalgam-like
Cellular component (GO): neuron projection
Source: RefSeq, a predicted model, not a curated record